This is a messenger RNA of Cydia splendana, 1228 nucleotides long. It is a transcript of the gene Or-29, whose product is annotated as odorant receptor 49b-like. Lineage: Eukaryota; Metazoa; Arthropoda; Insecta; Lepidoptera; Tortricidae. Gene Ontology annotation, biological process: detection of chemical stimulus involved in sensory perception of smell; sensory perception of smell. The transcript is spliced from 4 exons. Gene Ontology annotation, cellular component: plasma membrane. Bases 6 to 1076 code for a protein of 356 amino acids. Gene Ontology annotation, molecular function: olfactory receptor activity; odorant binding. The record is from RefSeq and is a predicted model, not a curated record.
UGGAAAUGGGGUUGUCAAUAGUUGAAAAUGAUACCUUCACACUACGCUGUGAUUGCUUUACUCACUGCGGUAGAAGGCUAAAUAAGCGGGGUGAAUAUAUAAAUGACACUGAAAGUAUUUUUCUAUGUCACUUUUCAUCAGACCUUGCUCAAAUCGAGUUCAAAAUGAUAAAGGACUUUUUUCAAAGUUUAGAAGAUCCAAACAUGCCUCUUUUUGGUCCAAACUAUUGGCUUUUAAAAAAACUUGGGCUGCUGCUUCCCAAAAACCGGAUGGAAAGAAUUUGGAAAAUAAUCAUACACGAGAUUGUAUUGGUUUUCGUAAUCUCCCAGUACAUGGAACUAUAUGUAAUAAGAUCAGACUUGGAUCUCGUCGCAACAAAUCUGAAGAUUUCUAUGUUGAGCAUAGUUGUAAUAUUUAAAGCAAAUACAUUUAUAUUUUGGCAAGGAAAUUGGCGUGAAAUCAUCGACUAUAUAACUGAAGCUGAUAAGUUCGAAAGGAAUAAUCAGGAUGAGGCUAAAGGAAAUAUUAUCAACACUUACACCAAGUACUGUCGACGUGUAACUUAUUUUUAUUGGAUGUUGGCAUUUUUCACCUACUGUACUACUAUUAUUACACCAUUAAUUAAAUAUUGUUCAUCGGAGAAAUUUCGUGAAGGUUUUCACAAUGGAACUGAACAAUUUCCCCACAUACUCAGCUCAUGGGUGCCUUUUGAUAAAGAGAAUUCCCCAGGGUGCUGGUUCACUGUUAUAUUGCACAUGGGGGUAGGUUAUUAUGGGGGGUCUGUAGCGGCUGCUUAUGACACUACUGUCGUGGUGAUACUAGUGUAUUUUGGAGGAAAAUUGGAUCUGCUUCGUAUAAGAUGCAGGGAGAUGCUGGGCACAGAAGGAAAAGGAGUAAUCCAGAUUGUUCAACUCAGUUUUGUCACCUGUGAUGUUUUGCUACGUCGUCAUGUGCUCGCUGAUGAUCUGUGCCAGUGCUUUUCAACUAACCUCCGCAACAAGUAUAAUGCAAAAACUUUUGAUGGCAGAAUAUUUGAUAUUUGGCAUUGCUCAGCUGUUUAUGUUUUGCUGGCAUAGCAAUGAUGUUAUUGACAAGAAUGAGGCUGUAAUGAUGGGCCCGUACGAGAGUGAAUGGUGGGCAGCCAAUCUUAAACAGCGAAACAACGUUCUGAUACUUCAGGGGCAGCUGCAAAUCGUGCACAUUUACACCGCAGGACCUUUCACUAACC